AUGGUGAACGUCCAGCACUACCUGACGCUCGUGGCCAUGACCGGGGCAGUAGUCACUUUUGCUGACCAAACGUACUUCCAGGGUGAUGGAACGCCGUACGACCUGGACAAGGUCGGCCACGGCAACUGUGCUUUCAUGUCGUCAUGGAGCAAGGCGGCGACCAACUACGUGGCCGUGAACCAGGCACAGUGGGACGACUUGACACACUGCGGUCAGUGCAUCGAAGCCACGUGCAUUGACGCCAAGUGCAAGAACAGGAACACAGCUGUCACGCUCCAGAUCGUCGAUCGUUGUCCUGAGUGCCAAUACGGCGACCUCGACAUGUCCCCAAGUGCUUUGAUCAAGAUCGUGGGCAGCAAUCCAGGUCGCAUAAAAAUCGGCUGGAAGUACGUGGACUGCCCAGAACCGGGUACGAUUAAAGUCUGCCUCAAGACGGGCAGCAACAAGUGGUGGGUGGCCAUCCAGCCUACAAACACGCGUAUUGGCGUCAAGAGUCUGUCCAUUAACGGCAAGGCUGGCAAGAUGCUGGAUGGCGCCUACUACUACUACAUCGAAAGUGAGGACGUGGUGCCGUUCAAUAAGAUCAAAGUGGCUGUCACUUCGAUCGACGGCGACGUGGUCUCGGGCACGUACGCGAUGAAGGAAGGCGAGUGCGUCGACACGAAACAACAGUUCUAA
Molecule: messenger RNA, 678 nt
Organism: Peronospora matthiolae
Lineage: Eukaryota; Oomycota; Peronosporomycetes; Peronosporales; Peronosporaceae
Source: the annotation of a GenBank genome assembly